Messenger RNA from Didymella exigua CBS 183.55, 968 nucleotides. RefSeq lists its product as uncharacterized. Gene Ontology annotation, cellular component: mitochondrion. Gene Ontology annotation, molecular function: translation release factor activity. The transcript has a single exon. Bases 85 to 648 code for a protein of 187 amino acids. Gene Ontology annotation, biological process: translational termination. The record is from RefSeq and is a predicted model, not a curated record. NCBI's taxonomy places the organism in Eukaryota, Fungi, Ascomycota, Dothideomycetes, Pleosporales, Didymellaceae.
GCGAGCUACAGGAUGUCUAUGUCUUGAAUAGCGCAGCAGCAAUGGUCGUCUUGUGCCGAUUACAAUCGUAACAAUCCCUUCAACAUGGCCAUGCCGUUCCUGCCGUCCGUCGGCGCACUCUUGCGCCCGCACAACGCCCUCCAGCACGCCCUUCGCCAUGCGCUCCACAGCAGCGCCGUGCUGCUUGCAAAACAAAUGCCGCCGCGGCGCAUAAUCCCCGAAUCCGAGAUCAUAGAGAACUUCCUCAAGGGCUCCGGGCCCGGAGGGCAGAAAAUCAACAAGACCUCUUCGGCUGUCCAGUUGAAGCACAUUCCCACGGGCAUCGUCGUCAAGUACCAGGAUACGCGCUCGAGGGCGCUCAAUCGCAAGGUGGCGAGACAGCUUCUGCAGGACAGACUGGAAGAGCUUGAGUUGGGGGAUGGGGCGCGCACAAGGGUCAGGGCCAGAGAGAAGAGCAAGAAGAAGGCUAGUAGUGAUAAGAAGAAGCGGAGGAAGUACCGCGCGUUGGAGGCCGGCAAGGCGGGCGAGGAAGGCGCUGAGGAGCCUGAGGAAGACAACGAGGAGGGCGAUGCGGAGCUUGAGGGUGAGGCUGCUGACCAGAGCGCCGACACACCCAGCAAACGGGAGGGCGUCGACAAAGCGGGUUGAAUGCGCAUAUGGCAAGUGGGCAUUAUACAAGUCAUGAGGCUCAGCUAUGAGCGGGAGCAUAAUCACACAACGCUGCUGGAGGCACCAAGGGCGCAGGUCUUCAGACAUGAGAGCGAGAGGCUGCAGCUGGAGACAGCGACCGCUCGUUUCUCGACAGCAAGCAGACGCGUCGACGUGCCGUGAGACUAUGAAGCUAUGGAGAAGCAGCCAGCACAGUGACAAUAAGAGCGGUCAUGUGGAUAGGGUUAUGAGCCGUAUGGGCUACAUCACACACAAUAGCACAACAAAAACAUAUUCCAAACUCAUGUCCGCACACGUUU